ACCAGGUUUAUCGUAGCAUCAAGCUGGCGUUGUUUAUGUAAUUGCUAUAAUUUUCCCGUCCAUUGAAAAACUGAUGCUACCUCCUGGUGUCUUCGCAUAACUGAGGUCGUGUAUAUAUUAGUUCCCAUAGUUGUAUCGUGAAGAAAGUUGAUCCCAAGACUUAGAGUGGUCAACGAGCACAUAUCUACCUAUAUAAUAACGAUCGCAAUCAUGCGUACCAUCUUCACCGUACUCGUAGCGGCCUUAGCCAAUACCGUAGCCGCGAGUCCUGCAGUACCGCGGCAAGCUUCUAACUACGUCGGUUACCUCAUCUCGACCUUUUCUGAUGUUAAUCCAAAGGUUCAAUUCCAUCUCUCAAACGGAAAUAGUGCUUCAAGCUUCAAGUUCUUGAACGGGGGAAAUGCUGUGCUAGCUUCAACAGUGGGGUCGAAAGCUGUUCGAGAUAUUUUCCUCGCCACAAACACUGCCAGGUCUGAGUAUUAUUUACUUGCUACUGACCUAGAUGUUAAAGCCUCGGGAUUCUCAUGGGACGUAGCUACCAGAAAAGGGAGCCGUGGGAUUGUCAUUUGGAAGUCAUCUAACUUAGUUGAUUGGUCAGAAUCGGUACUUCGAACGGUCGAAUUGGAUACCGCGGGCAUGGUUUGGGCGCCAUCAGCAGUAUGGGACGACGAAACCUCCCAGUAUUACCUAUUCUGGGCUUCGCGGCAAUACUCUGCUUCGGAUACAAACCAUACAGGGUCGGCUACACCUGAUGCGAUCCGCUACGCAGUUACGAGAGACUUCGUCACCUUCAGUGAGCCACGCGACUACAUGGCUCCUGCGAAUACCCCCUUGAUAGAUCAAGAAUUCCAAUACCUUGGAACGCCAGGAGCCUUCACUCGAUUCUACAAGAAUGAGACGACCAGCCAGAUCUCGCAGGAGAUCACUUCCGAUGGCCUUUUCGGCACUUGGACCCAUGUAGGCGACCAUAUCGCAACAACCUCUCAACGUGAAGGUCCGGCAUCGUUUGCCGACAACGUGACCCCAGGCCUCUACCAUCUAUUCCUCGAUGACUACACGCAGUACAUUCCGUACGAAACUACAGACAUCAGGUCGGCGGGAAGCUGGAAGCAGUCGAGCACGUCUGGAUUCCCUACAGGGUUGAAGCAUGGCUCUGUAACACCGUUAUCGCAAAAGGAAUAUGAUGCCUUAGCAGCGGCAUAUCCAGCGUAGGGUAUUACGGCCUGGACACUAGGAAAUUUUCAAAUGUAAAGUGUUUGCUUGUUAUCCAAGCACUAACCCAAGUUUUUAACCCUUUCACCUUUCAAUCUUUCUUUUGAAAAGGUGUAUGUAUAUGGCAAGCCGACGACUCGUUAACUGGGUCGAGACACAUGCUGGUUACAUUAAUACAGAUUGUUACUCAGCCUCUUUGUACGGGGAAGGCGAUAGCUAAAAUUGAACCAUACUAACAGAUUUCGGGGAACCUGUGCUAUACGACAUUCUGAUAUAGGACAUAAG
Daldinia decipiens is the source of this 1497-nucleotide messenger RNA. RefSeq names its product glycoside hydrolase family 43 protein. The transcript is spliced from 3 exons. NCBI's taxonomy places the organism in Eukaryota, Fungi, Ascomycota, Sordariomycetes, Xylariales, Hypoxylaceae. The record is from RefSeq and is a predicted model, not a curated record. Bases 211 to 1212 code for a protein of 333 amino acids.